Pseudoliparis swirei is the source of this 1420-nucleotide messenger RNA. RefSeq names its product sperm microtubule associated protein 2 (gene spmap2). The transcript is spliced from 6 exons. The record is from RefSeq and is a predicted model, not a curated record. Bases 70 to 831 code for a protein of 253 amino acids. Lineage: Eukaryota; Metazoa; Chordata; Actinopteri; Perciformes; Liparidae. Gene Ontology annotation, biological process: spermatogenesis.
CGUCCUCUCCAGUGAGUCAUCGGCAUUGAAUCCUCCUCAUGCACACUUGUUUGUUGUUUGUGAAGGUCCAUGGCAACUCGGAUACGGAGACUCGCUCAACCCAAACCCGACCGGCUCGGAUAUCCGGACCGUCGUUCGGUGUACUGGCUGGACCGGCUCCCACCAGAGCGGACUGGAUCCACCACCAGAACCGGUACCGGUCUCCACUGUGUUCUUCAUGUACACACCUUCCCCUCACUGUUGUUCUGUGACCCUGAGUGUUGUUGUUGUUUAUGUUCCCCGGUCUGGGAGGUGAGUGAACCGGCUCUCCGUGCUGUGGCCUCUGAUCGACUGAGCCGUCUGGCUCGACCUCGGACCCCCGCCGCCGCCUGGCAGCCGGAGCGCCCGCUGCUCGCCGCCUUGAACACAGGGACCCAGACGGUGGUCGCCACUUCGAGAAUAUGUCAGCUGGCCCGACCCAGAAGCAGAAGGCCGGUUCUGGAGACCUCGGGCCCACAACCAAAGGUCGUGACCUCGACCCGCAUCGCCUACAAAGCUUCAGCUCACAUCGAGCUACUUGCCACCCCAAAGCGUGACCACCCCAAGUUCGAAGGCGAGCGCCGCUCGGCAUGCUGGUCCGUCUCCAGGGCGGCGAGACGCGCCGCAGCCGGCCGGAGGCUCCUGGAGCUGUCGUGCCCCAAAGAGAGGACCGCUCUGUUCCAGGGCUACGACCCGUACGCCGUGAGCCCGGCGGCGCUCGCUGCCGACCCGUCCGCUCGGGUCCGACAGCUCUGCCUCCCGCUGUCGCGCAAAUGCAGCGCGCACUACGACGGCGCCCUCCACUGGUCCUGAAGUGGCGGUGAAGCAGAGUCCUGGACCUGAGGAGCUAAAACAACAUUUACUUUCUUCUUCUUUUAAACUACUUUUGCACAUCUGGAACAUCAUUUCAUAAGAGACGGUUUUUAUUCCGUAAUGUUUCACCUCACAAGAUCUCCUCCCACAUGUUCAGGGGUUCAAACGCCUCAAAAUACCGGAAGCUCCCGUCAGUGACGCAAAGCGCCCGCCAGGUGACGACAGAGAGCCGCCACAUCUGAUUCAGAUGAACUGGAGACCCUCAUUUUUCUUUUUGAAACUGACGUCACGGCCGCCAGGGAAUUACAACACAUGUUUGUUUUAUUACAGUGUCCUUUAAAACAAAUAUGCACACCCCCUUUGUGUUUUUAUUAAAAAUGCCUUUGCAACACGACUGUUGUGUGUUUGCGCCACUUUGACCAUGUUAUAGUUAUUUUAGUUAUUGGUACAGUGAUGCACGAGCCACCGUGUCCACAUUACAACUGAACAUGUAUUGUGUGUGAAAGUUUGGAUUCAUAACUUAACUAUAAUUCAUCUUGCAUUGAUUGUGGGAUUACAUUGUUCCUCAACUCAUGAGUAUUAUGCCUCU